AUGGCUCUCCAACAGACUGUAGACCUAAGUGGUUUCAAGAACCUCCCCACUGAUAUCAGCAAGUGCAAAGACGCUGUCCGUCGUGCCUUGGAAUCUGUACAGUUCCCGGACUUCAACACAUAUCAGACCAUCUUCAAUGCUCUCUCCCCCCAGUCCUAUUUAGCGGAUGUGACACUCAUCAAGGCCCACCCUCACCAGCGUCCAAUCAACCACAAGCACCUGGAUAAUCUCAGCCUUGCGCUGCGUGUCGACAUGAGAAUGAGUCACCAAGCACCUAUAAUUGUGCCCUACCCUGUGUGGCGAGAAAAAAGAGACUUGAUGAAUGCUACAUCAGAUCCAAAUCAGUUACCUCGCCUGAACCUCUCACUUGGUAGUGACACUCUCCCCAUGUCGUUCUCACAUGGUCACCGUUUCCAAAUUCUGAAGAACAUCCCUUCUAUGGGAGAUCACUCUCAAACUCUUCAGCGGAUCUAUGGAUCACCCCCGAUGUGGGUGGUUAAGAUCAUCCCAGAUUUCUUGCUGGACAUCAUCCCCUCCCACGUCUGGCACACAAUCAUGUACCUCGACAACAAGGUGGAUCACCUACAGAGCCCCCUGACAGGUGCACAAAUGAUGGUCGCGUUCAUAAGUGCACUCGCUACGUUGCGUGAUCACUUGUAUCACCCUCUGCGCAAUGACUUCCUUCAACGCUAUCAAACACACAGCCUGAACCUCACCAAUCUUAGCACUCUCUACAAGCGGACGAAGGCUGACCACUUUGGUGGUUCUGGAAACACCAUCAAGGGGGAGAGGUGUCUGUCCCACCCCAUUCUCAUGCAGGCCUUGAUUGAUGGCUUGGAAGUGCCUUAUCUUCAUGACAACCUGCCUACAACUGUGUUCAUGAGCUUGAACAAUUCUCGGUGUUGGCCCACAUCUCGAUACCUACAUCAUGCGGCAGCCCAAGUAGAGCUCCUGAAGGACUUUCCAUCAAGAAUCUGCUUUGAGAUGCUGCCCAACCCCACACGAUCCAACUCCAACAGACCUAAGCCCACAACUGUGAACACACUGCAGGAUAUUAGGGAAGCAGUACAGAGUGGGAAGGCCUUCCACCACCUUGUGCUCCACCACUCAGAGUUCAAAGAGGCACAUACCGCUUCUGAGGUGACAUUGGAAACAUUGUGGCCAACCUCUGUGCCACCCCUCGUGGACCCAAAGAAACCUCAACUUCUCUGGCAAACAAUUUUCGGCAAAAGUGGUGGUGUUUGCAGAGAUCUUCUUGUCAGAUUGGGUUAUGCUCUCUCUCCACUGUCCUAUGCUUUUGUGGGGAGUGAUUGGCUGAAUGCUGUUGCCAACAUGCAUUACACAACUUUCCAUCAACCUGCCAGCGCGUUCGGCCAGUACUCCUGGUGGUGCUCACCAGAUGGACACGCACUGGCCUUUCUGCAGGCUGUCUCAGGCUCACGAAACUUGGCCAGCCAAGGGACUCAGCGCUGUCACCCCACAAUGCUCCCCUUAAAAGAGUACUCUCUGUGGCAACUGUACCAGACUGCAGCAAAACAGGACUUGGCUAGGCUUGAUAAGGUGGCAGAUCAUUUCCUCUUGCAUGCCAAGGAUUUCAUCAACAUCUAUGAAGUUGUGUGCAAAGCCCAUUCCACAAGGGACAUGGUGGUUGAACCCUUCAAGUAUCAAAUCUUCCCUCAAGCCUUGAACUGCCCCAGCAACAUGAUGAGGGAAGAGUUCCAGGUUGUUGGCCCACUGCCACAAGAACAGAAGUUUGUCACAGAGCAGCGGUAUCACAACUGCUUGCAAGCCCUGUUCGCAGAAGACUUGUGGCAAGAGGCCUUCCAGAUUCUCGAGCUCCCAGAGGUCUUCAAGGAUGUCACAGGAAAUCUUCCAUUCUCACCUCUGCCCAAGUCCUGCUUCUGUCCACCCUCCCCCCACAUUUCUCCACCCUCCCACCACAUUUCUCCACCACUCGUUGAAGCGUCUCCAUCUCCUAUUCCCGCACCCUUUACAGAUGAAGACCCAAACCUGCUCCAAACUUUGGAUUCAGAGGAAGUUAUACAGGCCUUCGGUCGUGCAUAUCACCCCCCUUCCAAUGAUCUAGAGCCAGCUCUCUUCCAUGAGCAGUCCCCUAUGCAGCCUAGCCUCAAUUCUGGGGCCCAAAGCAGUGACGAUGAAGAAAUUCCUGUCAAUAAUGAAGUCCAAGAUCAUUCCAAGGAUGAUGGCGCUGUAGAUCACCCUCAGCUGGUUGGCACCAUCACUCCCACCAAUGUCACUCCUUCUGUGCCAAAUCGCCGGCGUCGACGAGGGUCACCUGUGUCUAGAUCUUCCUCACACUCAUCUGAAGGCCCACAUGAGGGUGAAAACUCACCCACCUCCCCCAUUCUUCCUGUGCACAAGAGGCGACGCACUGCUACCAUCAUCAGGAUGCACCACAGAUCGACAGUUGCCCCUUCUCCAGUGGGCUCCCCCCAAUAUUUGCAAUCUGGCAAUGAUGAUAUGGCAGAUGCGGCAAAUGAGCUGGAAGAGCAAGUGUUGGGCCAUUCUCAAAGCGCCACAUCCUUGCAGGAAGGCAUGGAUGAAGUCACAUCUUCACAGUUUCGGGGGUACUUGUCAGACAUGAUGUCGCCUCAACCAAGCGCAAUGGGUGCUGUGCCAGAUGUACAACAGCCAGAAGAACCAGGCACGCCGCCUGUUGACCCAUUCUCCGAUGAGUGGGAAGCACUCCCAAGUCAUGAUCGCCACAUUCACAUUCUGAACGCAAUCCACACUUUCGCCCCUGAAGAUCAGAUUGGAGUAGAGCGGGCCUUAUUUGCUGCAUUGGAUUUGGCUUACAGGGUCAUAACUGCUGAUAUGAUCUUGGGCCUGGCUCACAACAACAACAGCCAGCUGGUGGAGGAGUGA
This is a messenger RNA of Epithele typhae, 2886 nucleotides long. RefSeq lists its product as uncharacterized. The coding region runs from base 1 to 2886 and encodes 961 amino acids. The transcript has 11 exons. Lineage: Eukaryota; Fungi; Basidiomycota; Agaricomycetes; Polyporales; Epitheliaceae. The record is from RefSeq and is a predicted model, not a curated record.